UGUAGCCAAAGAUAAGCUUAAGAAACGAGUGUUUCCUUCCAAUAUCAGCACUACUGUAUCUAGUUUUGAUCUAAACGAUUUACAAUUAUUGAAAAUAAGCUUUCAACCAACUCCAUUUAAAAGUAACAUCCUUCCUAAUGUAGAUGCCGAUGGUUUUCCGGAAGAAUACAUUCUUCCAAAUAUCAGUAAGAAGGAACUCUUAGACAAAAACUUAAUAUCAAAAGCUUUAAAGAAUUUACGUUCUGAUAAAGGUAUGGAGGAAGCUAAAACAGAUGCACUGAUAGUAAUCUAUAAUGCAUACUCGAAAGAAUUUGAUUAUGGAUUGCCACAGAAGAAGUUAAUUACAAUUAAAAGAUGGCCAGAAGGUGUGCAUCAAACAAGUGGUCUGGAUGUUGUAGAACCAAGUGGAAGGCAAAAUAUAUUGAAAGCAUUUUUCAAAAUUCGUAAACAUCUUUUGCAAUAG
Dentiscutata erythropus is the source of this 463-nucleotide messenger RNA. Lineage: Eukaryota; Fungi; Glomeromycota; Glomeromycetes; Diversisporales; Gigasporaceae. The record is from the annotation of a GenBank genome assembly.